ACACCCUGAACGUCACUCUGCUUCAGCAGCGAGACCCAUUGGACCGGAGCCACCAGAGACCGGUCAGAACCGAAACACGGGUCCAACAGAACCAGAGCAGACCCAGAAGAGCUGCAGGAGGAGGAAAGCAGAAGUUUAAAGAGGUAAAAGGAGAAGACAGUGGAGACAGACGAAACCCGGACCUCUGACCAGAACCAGAACCAGGGAGGCGGUGCAGAAACCCUGAGGACGGUGGAGCAGCGGGUGGAGCGCGAUGGAGGAGGACAUCAGGAAGCAGGGGAUGCUCUUCCUCCAGCAGCAGCGAUUCGGGAAGAAGUGGAAGCGGGUGUGGUGCGUCCUGUACCGGGAGAGCUCCUGCUCCAUCUCCAGGAUGGAGUUCUUUGAGUGUAAAGACGGAGGCAACGUGGAGAAGAACGACAAGACUCUGCGCAAGCAGCAGGAGAGCAAGAAGGUGAUCCGGCUGGCGGACUGCAUACGGGUCUCGGAGGUGGAGGUGGACGGCGGGCCGCGCGACACCGGGGCCUUCCUGGUGGAAACCACGGAGAAGAUGUUCGUGUUCGCCGCGGAUCGGAACCAGCUGGACGACUGGACCCAUCGGCUGUGUGAGGUCGCCUUCCCUAUGAGCUGGACGGAGGGCGGAGCCAAGAGAGGCAGCCUGCAGAGAGGAAACCGGGUGGAGGAAGAGGAGGGCAUGGAGGACAACUCCCUGUACAGCGGCCGAGAGAAAGUGCGGGACUUCAAAGUAUCUGUCCGGAGGACGGAUGCGUCGGAUCGGUGCCGGCUGAAGGGGGACGGUGUCCUGAGAGCAGACAUGGACGCACUGCACCUGAUGGACAAGACGGGGGACAUCCUGUACACCUGGCCGUACAGGUACCUGCGGCGCUUCGGACGGGACAAGUCCACCUUCUCCUUCGAGGCGGGUCGCAGGUGUGACUCCGGCGAGGGAAGCUUCGAGUUCGACACCAAACAGGGAAACCUGCUGUUCCAGGCCGUCGAGGCUGCCAUCAACCUGCAGAAGAUCUCCCUCCCCCACAGACAGACCUCUGGAGGGGGCCCGAUGCCUCCAGAACCCGGCCCCAACCACCACAACCUCACCCUGCCAGCCCCGCCCGCUAACCCCGCGCUGGGCCACAGCCGGACGCCGCCGCCACAGAAGCAGCCCCGCGUCCAGGUCCAACAGGGUGAUGAAGGUGUGUACAGCAUGGUGACGGAGCCUCAACACCUGCAGAAGAUCCAUAACAAAGAUGCUGAGAGCUCCAACUCUUCACAGCAGCAGCAGCGCCCUCAGCUGGCCUGUCUGGAGCCUCCGGUGGAUAAAAUGCUGACCGGCGUGAAGAGUUUGACCCUGGACACCCGCGGCCUCCCCGUCCCCAGGAAGAGCCAGGUGAAGAUGAUCUCCAGCUGCCCGUUGCCCAACGCCAGCCCCGAAUCGGGCGGCAGCCAGCUGUCUGGCCCCGCCUCCAGCGCCCGCCUCAGUCCCAAACUCGGCUCCAACCCCAACCUGGAGCAGACCUACUCCCAGAUCAGCAUGGCGGAUGUCGCUGGGCGCGCCACCAAGAAGGACAAGAAGGGCAGUGGCGCUGUGGUGAUGGGCAGGGAUCCGGACUACUCGCUGCCCUUCGACACCCUCUCCUCCAACAUCAUGUCAAACAUCCUGGCGGCGGAUCAGGGCGGUCCGGGUGCUGACCCGCUCUACGACAGCAUCGACGAGCUGAAGGUCCGGAACAUCUUCCGGAGUGAAGCCAGGACAACAGACGGCACGUACGGGAAGGUGGACCACAUCUACGACGAGCCCGAAGGUUGCGCGGCGCCCACAGGGCCGCCGGCAGCGCCUCACCCCUCGGUCUACGACGACCCAGAGGAGAUGAGAGGAGACGCCUGGAGGAUCAUGGGUACCUCUGUCGACCCCAAAGGCCACGAGUAUCCCUACAACCCCCGCGUGGACGACUACGCCGUGCCCAGGAGGCCCAAGAGGGCAUUUGCUUCCCAGAAGAGCAUCGCUAGUGAAGAAGAGGAGGAGCAGAAACAGGAGGAGGAGCUGCAGGAGGAGGAGGUGGAGGGCAACGAAGAGCAGGAGCUGGAGGAGAAACGGUUUUCACCGUACGACAACCUGGUCGUUAAAAUGGCCUAAAGGAGACAGAGCAGCUGUUUCAUCCACCUAUCACCUGGCUGGAUGGAGGAACUCCAGUAACUUAGCACGCUUUAUUAAGCAGCUUCCAAGUUGAAGGACCCAUAGCUACCUGUAGCUCCAUGGACCCGUAGCUACAAAAAUCUGUAGCUGCCUGUAGCGCAGCAGACUGCAAACCAUCUGAAAAACUGUAGCUUGAGGUAAAGAUGAAGCCGCUGUUGUUGUGUGACUGCUAACCUCUGCAGCUAACCAGCUAUGCUAAAGUAAAUAUUUCCUGUGUUUGUCUAAUUUUGAUCCGUUUCAUUGAUGUCUUCAUGCUGUAGUUGGUGUUUUGAUGUCAUUAAACAGAACCGAUGAAGCUUUAA
Xiphophorus maculatus (southern platyfish) is the source of this 2493-nucleotide messenger RNA. RefSeq names its product docking protein 2-like (gene dok2). The record is from RefSeq and is a predicted model, not a curated record. The coding region runs from base 254 to 2131 and encodes 625 amino acids. Gene Ontology annotation, biological process: cell surface receptor protein tyrosine kinase signaling pathway; positive regulation of MAPK cascade. NCBI's taxonomy places the organism in Eukaryota, Metazoa, Chordata, Actinopteri, Cyprinodontiformes, Poeciliidae. Gene Ontology annotation, cellular component: cytoplasm. The transcript is spliced from 8 exons.